UCAGCAAAUUCCAUUGAGGCCUCUGCUGUCACUGUGUUUCUGCCUGCUGGAAGCUGCUGGGCUGUGCAGCCAUUGUGUGGGGAGGCUUAAGGGAUUUGGGGGGCCACGAGGCAGAGACACCAGCAACCUGGCUCGGCUCAGUCUCUGCAGAGGGGCUUCAGCAGAAGGAGGGCUCAGAACAAACUCUGCCACUCAGGUCACCAUGUACAGCUUCAUGGGUGGCGGUCUCUUCUGUGCCUGGGUGGGGACCAUCCUGUUGGUGGUAGCCACAGCAACGGACCACUGGAUGCAGUACCGGCUGUCGGGGUCCUUCGCACACCAGGGCCUGUGGCGUUACUGCCUGGGUAGCAAGUGCUUCCUGCAGACCGAGAGCAUUGCAUACUGGAAUGCCACCCGGGCUUUCAUGAUCCUGUCUGCCCUGUGUGCCACCUCGGGCAUCAUCAUGGGCGUCCUAGCCUUCGCACAGCAGUCCACCCUCACUCGCCUCUCCAGGCCCUUCUCCGCCGGCAUCAUGUUUUUUGCCUCCACUCUUUUUGUACUGUUGGCCUUGGCCAUUUACACUGGAGUCACCGUCAGCUUCCUGGGCCGCCGUUUUGGGGACUGGCGCUUUUCAUGGUCUUACAUCCUGGGCUGGGUGGCCCUGCUCAUGACCUUCUUUGCAGGGAUUUUCUACAUGUGUGCCUACCGGAUGCAUGAGUGCCGGCGCCUAUCCACCCCACGCUGAGACCUGGGGUAAACCUUGCAGCUGGAAGUUACCACGAGGGCACUGAAGAGGAAGGGGAGGA
Messenger RNA from Phodopus roborovskii (desert hamster), 785 nucleotides. RefSeq names its product lens intrinsic membrane protein 2 (gene Lim2). The record is from RefSeq and is a predicted model, not a curated record. Bases 203 to 724 code for a protein of 173 amino acids. NCBI's taxonomy places the organism in Eukaryota, Metazoa, Chordata, Mammalia, Rodentia, Cricetidae. Gene Ontology annotation, molecular function: structural constituent of eye lens. Gene Ontology annotation, cellular component: plasma membrane. The transcript is spliced from 5 exons.